AUGUCCAAUUCCAAUUGGGUUUCCAACAUUUUCCUCAUUAUCUGCAUUUCCAACUGCCAUCUGAUCAGUUGCAGCUCAGGACUGUCUUCGGACCCACAUAAACAGCAGCAGCUAGACAGAAUUUCAAAGCUUCCUGGGCAAAAUUUUAAUGUGAGCUUUUCGCACUACGCUGGUUACGUGACUGUAAGUAAAGAAUCUGGGAGAUCUCUAUUUUAUUGGUUCUUCGAGGCUGAUGAGGACCCUUCUUCCAAGCCUAUUGUUCUUUGGCUCAAUGGAGGGCCAGGAUGUUCAUCUGUUGCAUUUGGACUUGGUGAGGAAAUUGGGCCAUUUCAUGUUGAGAAAGAUGGGAAGACUCUUUACUUGAAUCCAUAUUCUUGGAAUAAAGUUGCGAAUUUAUUGUUUCUGGACUCUCCCGUUGGAGUUGGAUUUUCUUAUUCAAACAGUUCCUCGGAUAUACUGCAUAAUGGCGACAAGAGGACUGCCGCAGACAACUUAGCAUUUUUGCUAAAAUGGUUUGAACGGUUUCCACAGUACAAAGGAAGUGAAUUCUACAUAACUGGAGAAAGCUAUGCUGGUCACUAUGUUCCUCAACUAAGCCAUGCUAUUGUCAGACACAACAACAAAAGUGGAAAUGAAAUUAUCAAUCUUAAAGGUUUCAUGGUUGGAAAUGCUUUGACCGAUGAUUUUCACGAUCACUUAGGACUCUUCCAAUUCAUGUGGUCGGUUGGUAUGAUUUCUGAUCAGACAUUCAAGAAGUUAAACAUCUUAUGCGAUUUUGGGUCAUUUAUACAUGUCCCUGACAAGUGUGAGAAAGCUAUGGAAAUUGCCGAUGAAGAAAUUGGAGAUAUUGAUAUGUAUAGCAUCUUUACUCCUACCUGCACAGCUAAUUUUAGUAGCUUGAAUCAUCCUUGGAGAAAAAAGAGUAAGGUCGGUCUUCUCAGGAGGGUGUAUGAUCCUUGCACUGAACAGCAUUCAAAAGUCUACUUCAAUCUUCCUGAGGUUCAAGAAGCGCUGCAUGCUCGUAGCAAGAAUUCUCCAUUAAAAUGGGAGACUUGCAGGUAA
Messenger RNA from Striga hermonthica, 1062 nucleotides. NCBI's taxonomy places the organism in Eukaryota, Viridiplantae, Streptophyta, Magnoliopsida, Lamiales, Orobanchaceae. The record is from the annotation of a GenBank genome assembly.